This is a messenger RNA of Symbiodinium sp. CCMP2592, 2121 nucleotides long. The record is from the annotation of a GenBank genome assembly. NCBI's taxonomy places the organism in Eukaryota, Dinophyceae, Suessiales, Symbiodiniaceae.
AUGGCUGCGACUGCUGCCAGCGACGAUCCCUUCCUCUGGCUGGAAGAGGUAAACGGCGAGAAGUGUCUGGAGUGGGCCAAGGAGAAAAAUGAGGUGACUUUUGCAAAGUUUGGACGGCCUGACUCGGCUCCAUUGUAUGGCAAAAUUCUGGAGAUUUUGGAGAGCAAAGACAAGAUCGCUUAUGUACAGAAAAUCGACGACUUUUACUACAACUUCUGGCAGGAUGCGGACCACAUCAGGGGAAUUUGGCGUCGCUGCACCCUCGAGGAGUACAAAAAACCUGCGAAAGAAAUUCAGUGGGAGCUCGUCCUGGAUCUUGAUGCCCUCGGCAAGGAAGAAGGCGAGAGCUGGGUAUGGCACCGCCCAACUUUCAUCGACGAAGGCCCCGGCCAGAAGCGCGAUCUUUGCUUGCUGGCCCUCUCCCCGGGCGGCACCGAUGCAGAAGUGGUUCGCGAGUUUAGCCUCGAAACGAAGGCAUUCAUCCCCGAGUCGGAGAAUGGCUUCAAGGUGGGUGCUUGCAAGACGCGCGUUUCGUACAAGUCCCGGGACGUUCUCCUGAUUGGGACAGACACAGGCGCAGAAGAUGAUAUGACAGAUUCGGGCUAUCCCCGACAAGUGCGUGAAUGGAAGCGUGGUGUUCCUUUGAAGGAUGCGCCUCUGGUCUAUGAAGCUGAGAAAAAGGACAUUUCUUCCUUCGCCGGUCGCUACUAUGACAGAGGAUUUUUUCACGAGAUGCGAGGGCGAGCUAUUACAUUCUGGACUUCGGAAUAUUUCUGGCUGCAUCAAGGCGAAUGGAAGAAGGUUGACGUUCCCGACGACAUGCGGGUGUCCACCUUCUGUGAUCGCUUUCAGCUGACUCUUCGCAGCGACUGGACUGUUGGCGGCCAAACCUAUGUGCAGGGAUCGCUGCUCUCCAUUCCCAUUGACAGCCUUUUUGCUGGCGACAUGUCGAAGCUGGAAGUUCUCUUUGCGCCUAGCGAAUCAGAGUCCCUAGAAGACACGACGGGCACCAGGAACUAUCUCAUUCUUUCCGUGCUCGAGGAUGUGAAAACCAAGCUGAUCUUUUGGCGGUACAAAGAAGGCGCAUGGGAGCAGUGCGGUAUCGAACGAGGCCUUGGCAUGGAGAGUGUUGAGCCUCAGGCCGUGGAGGCCGAUGUCUGCGACGAUCUUUGGGUCACUGUGUCUGGCUACACGAGGCCCACAUCGCUUUUCCUCACCUCGGCUGAGGAGCUUUGCUCCGGAAAGCUGCCUUCGAUGACACCUCUCAAAGCCCUGCCGUCCUACUACAAAGCAGAUGACAUUGAGGUUCAGCAAUUCUUCGCGACAUCGCUGGACGGUACGAAGGUGCCAUACUUCCAGCUUAGCAAGAAGGACAUGGCCUAUGAUGGCAAGAACCCGACGCUUCUUUACGGCUACGGCGGCUUCGAGAUUUCCUUAACGCCAGCCUACUCGGGCGCACGAGGCAUCGCUUGGCUAGAGCACGGCGGUGUCUGGAUUGAUGCGAACAUUCGCGGCGGCGGUGAGUACGGACCGAGGUGGCACCAAUCCGCCAAGAAGGCGAAUCGUAACAAGGCCUACGAAGACUUCGAGGCCGUUGCAGAAGACCUGCUCCGGCGCGGUGUGACGACCCGGGCACUUUUGGGCAUCCAAGGCGGCUCCAAUGGCGGGCUGCUCAUGGGAAAUAUGCUCACCCGGGAAAAGAGGGAGCUCUUUGGCGCGAUCGUGUGCCAGGUGCCGUUGCUUGACAUGCAGAGAUAUAGCCAGCUUCUAGCUGGAGCUAGUUGGAUGGGAGAAUACGGUGACCCUACAACCAGCGACUGGGAGGAAUUCCUGAAGCAGUACUCACCAUAUCACAACCUGUCUGAUGACAAGACCUACCCACCGGCGCUCUUCGUCACAUCCACGAAGGAUGACAGGGUUCACCCCGGCCACGCUCGGAAGAUGGUGGCAAAGCUCUUGGGUCAUCCCACGGCCAAGGACCAGACAUUCUACUACGAAAACAUCGAGGGUGGGCACGGCGGCGCUGCUGACAAUAAGCAACGGGCCUUCAUGCAGGUGGCACAGUAUGCAUUUCUAUGGAAAACCUUGUCACCUGGGAGACAGCCGGAGACGAUACCGUGA